Messenger RNA from Eriocheir sinensis (Chinese mitten crab), 1371 nucleotides. RefSeq lists its product as uncharacterized. The transcript is spliced from 3 exons. Bases 331 to 903 code for a protein of 190 amino acids. Lineage: Eukaryota; Metazoa; Arthropoda; Malacostraca; Decapoda; Varunidae. The record is from RefSeq and is a predicted model, not a curated record.
UCAAAUAUUAAUCAUUUUGGGUUCGGAAGGUGUCUUGACUCUGAUCUCUUGAAAGACGCUACAUCGUUACACGCAUCUCUUCCCUUACAGUCCCAGUGGGUGAGGGCGGGUCAGCCGGGACCUCCGCCUGCCCCGCGUCACGGCUCCCCACACAGCGCCUCUCCAUCAUGACCAGCGGGUUGUGUGCCGGGGCGCGAGGAGGAGUGGCUUGGGUGAGAGGCGUGCCAGGGGGGAGACGGGGAAACGCAGAGAUGUGACGGCCCUAUAAAUGGCGGUUCGCGGGGGGCGCCACCACAGACCUGCCUGGACGCUCAAGACACACACAUCGAGAUGUCCUCCGGCGUGCGUGUGGCGGUGCUGGUGGCGUUUCUGGUGGGGGUAGUGACCGCCGAGCCUGGCAAAAAGGGCGGUGGUAACUGCUAUCCGAAGAUCGUCCCCAUCUACCACACCGUCUACAACAAGGUCCCGUACCACCACACCCAGUACGACGAGAACGUGAUUUACAGCACAGUCUACCACACGGUGUAUAAGACGCACUUCAUGACGCACCACACCACGGAGUACGUCCCGCAGUACGUCACCAAGGAGAUCUACAAGGACAACAUCCAUUACGUGCCCAAGUACCAGACCGAACAUAAGACCGAAUUCGUCCCGCAGUACAUCACCAGCACCGAGAUCAUCCCCUCCUACAUCACCACCUACGAACAGAAGACGCAGUACCACACGGAGACGGAGGUGGAGACCGUCUACAGCCCCGUCGUAGUCCCCCAGUACGUGACCACCAAUGAGCUGGAGUACAAGACCAAGUACGAGUCCGUGUUCCUGCCCCAGUACGUGACGGUCACCAGCACGGAGAAGAAGUACAAGACCGUCUGCCCCAAGGAUUCUUACGACUACUACUGAGGGAGGCGGUGAAGGGGGAGGCUGCAGCGGGAGACGGUGAAGGAGAGGCUGAAGAUAGGAGGGAGGGCCAGAGGGACGACGCCUAUUAACCCCCACGACUACUACAGAAGGAUAUGCUUAAGAGGAGGCUGCAGAAAUGGAGUGAGCGGCACGACCUAACCUAAUCCUUGUUACUACUGAAGAAGGGAAAACUGCAGCAGGGAAAAGAGGGUAAGGAGGAUGACACUGACCGCCCCCCCAAAAAAAAACACACACAUACAAACACACACACAAAUACAGACACAUUCGUCAUUAGAUCAUGCAGCGGUCUGUCUUUUCUGUUUCGCCUUCUCCCUCCUCCUCCUCCUUCUCCUCCUCAUGUUUGUUUAUUUUCGUGGGCUGUUUGUUACCGUGUGUCUUCCUUGUGUUGUUAAUAAAGAAGCUUAAUCGUUUGUUUUCGCAUGUAAAAAGAAUAAACUGUUGUGUGUA